AUGGCCUCUUUGACCUCCGGCUUUGCAGCUUCUAGCGCCCCCUAUGAUGCGAGACGUUUGCCUUCUGCAGCCACGACUAAGUCCGAUUACGAUCUUUAUGUUAAGGUCCACGAACAAUUCUUGUCGAUAACACAGUCGUCUAGCUUUUCAUCUCCUGCAAAUCUGUCGUAUACUAUCGGGCCUGUGUCGUCCGCAAUGGUGCAAAAGGGGGAAGACCUUGGAGGAAACCCGUGCGGCCUACCAAAAGUCGCACAAACAUGGAAGUAUACAUUUUACCUACCUCAGGGAGGGUGGGCUUUAGUCGCAGAGUGGAAAGAUGUAGCAGACGACGUCGUUGUACAGAGCAUAAUCGAGGCUCUUCAGGAUAGCAUAGACGGGCUGUCUCGGGACUGGGAUCUCCGCCUGGACUGCCAAUUCAUGAACCACGGCGGGCCAACGCAGAAGAUUCUCCAAAGCUACGGCGACGCGAAUUUUGAUUAG
Messenger RNA from Hypoxylon fragiforme, 480 nucleotides. RefSeq lists its product as uncharacterized. Lineage: Eukaryota; Fungi; Ascomycota; Sordariomycetes; Xylariales; Hypoxylaceae. The record is from RefSeq and is a predicted model, not a curated record. The transcript has 3 exons. Bases 1 to 480 code for a protein of 159 amino acids.